UCCCUUGCUUCCGUUCGGUUUCAUGAUUCGUUGUCUUAAAGCCUAUGCUUGCCCGACACCUCAUAACAGCGAGGCAGAAGAGAGCAGCACGGCAACCGACCUGACCAAGGAUCCCGUCACCAGCCACUCAAGCACCAAGAACAGCCUAGCAAUGGCCUCGUCCAUGUCCAACAACACCCUGGACAACACACUGAGCCUCACGGCAGGGGGCCACAAGAAGAAAUGCUCUCCCAACGGGCACGUGCCAGGCUCUGAGACGGAGUCCUUUGAAGAGGUAUCAGAGAGUGAUCUCUUAGAACUGGCUGCUCACAAAAGUCCAAUGUCCGAAUUGGGUUCAGACACACUCACAACAGUGUCACUGGCAAGCCUGCAGUCACGUCCUGAAGCAGAUCUUCCAUUGCAACUGUCUGAUAUGGCUCUGAAAACACCUGACACCGUAGAUGGACAAGGAACCAGCAGUGGAGCCACGCCAACAGUAACUGAAACAGCGGAAACUCCGAAGGCUAUUACACAGGAUGAACAGUCGGAGAAGUACGUUGCCGACUUUCUGGAGAAAUACGUGUUGGAUACAGAGACUGAUUCUGAAGGUCGGAAAAUACCUGUUCUCCGAGAGGCCAAUGAAGCUGUCCUGGGAGAAUCAGAUGAACAUGUUUUAUUUGAGUUGCCACCAGUUGACCUUGGCCUAUCCGCGCGGCUAGGUCGUGCAGCAGGCAACAUUGCAUCAGGAGUCACAAGUACCUUUCUCUACAUGACAGGACAAAAAUCUCCUUCAUCUGAGAGAACACCCACAAACGAACCAAUUGGGAAAAGAAAACUGAGCAAUGGCAGUGACCCUCCCCUGGAAAUGUCUGCGUUGGACACUCUGAUGCAGCGGAGCCCAUCAGAGGAGUUUCAGUUCACAGUUCCACGUGACCCGUUCCUCUCGCCUUAUUGGGCAGAUGAUGAAAUUCUCAAGCAGUUGCCUCCCAUUAAUUUACUGUCUGUGCAAAUGGAUCCUUGCUUGGACGACUGUGUAAUGUUUGCCAAAAAACUAAAAGGCCUUGGAAACACAGUUCAUUUGGACAUAUUGGAAGGAUUACCUCAUGGGUUCCUGAAUUUUGCUCUGGCCUGUACUAAAAGUUAUAAGCUACAGUUUGAAGAAACAAUUAUGAGAAAGCCUGGUAUAAGAAUCCUCUUAGCUAUCAAAAUUAAAUCAGACAUGUAUGAUAUUCUACAGAUUACAUCAGCUAUGAUAUUAUUCUCAAGAAAUAUGAGUUUUUUAUUGAUAAAUAGUCAAUUUUCUUCUUUGAAAUUAUGUGAUCGUAUAUUUAAAACAUCAACAUUUUAUAAGACAGAAGACCUUAUUCUCAAAAUAAAUGACAAUUUCUCUAUUUUGAAAUGCAAGCAUGUUUCAUUGGAAGUUACUGUGAAAUCUCAAUUUGUACUUACAAAAAUUGGUUACAAAUAUAAACAAAAUAGAAGAAAU
This is a messenger RNA of Gryllus bimaculatus (two-spotted cricket), 1465 nucleotides long. The record is from the annotation of a GenBank genome assembly. NCBI's taxonomy places the organism in Eukaryota, Metazoa, Arthropoda, Insecta, Orthoptera, Gryllidae.